AUGGCUACAUCGUACAUUCCGUACCUUAUUUCCUUUGUAGCAUUUUUUAUCCUCCUCGAACAGAUUUCUUACAUAAGGAAGAGACGUUUCUUGCCAGGUCCUACACUAGUACCUCCAUUUAUAGGCAACGCCAUUUCCUUAGUUGUUAAUCCGACCAAAUUCUGGGACCUCCAGUCGACCUAUGCAAAAUCCGGCCCCCUUGGAAUCUCCGCGAAUUACAUCGUCGGCCGCUAUAUUCUCUAUGUUUACUCCACCGAGCUCUCCCACAAAAUCUUCGCCAACGUCCGCCCCGACGCCUUCCACCUCGUCGGCCACCCGUUUGGGAAAAAACUAUUCGGCGAGCACAAUUUAAUCUACAUGUUCGGACAGGAACACAAGAACAUGCGCAGACGAAUUGCGCCUAACUUCACCCCAAAAGCCCUUCAAACCUAUACUAAUAUACAACAGAGGAUUAUGCUCAAACACCUUAAGUCCUGGUGCCAGAAAGCGGGAAGUGAGUCAUCUGGGUCUAUUCCACUUCGAAUCCUCUGCCGGGACAUGAAUUUGGAUACCUCGCAAACAGUAUUCGUGGGGCCUUACCUUAGCGGGAAGGCGCGUCAGAGAUUUAACAUAGACUACAAUUUCUUCAACGUUGGAUUGAUGAAACUCCCAAUUGAUUUACCGGGUUUUGCCUUCAGAAAUGCGAGGCUUGCUGUGCAGAGACUGGUUGAGACCCUCGCCGGUUGUGCAGAAGAAAGCGAGAAGAGAAUGAAGGCCGGAGAAGAACCCACGUGCUUAAUUGACUUCUGGAUGCAGGAAAAUUUGAGGGAAUUUGCAGAAAAACCAUUUGAAUACAGCUACAUGGAAAUUGGGGGUCAUUUGUUUGACUUCUUGUUUGCUUCACAGGAUGCUUCUACUUCAUCUUUAUUGUGGGCCGUAACGUUCUUGGAUUCACACCCUGAAGUUUUACAGAGGGUGAGGAAAGAGGUGUCGCAAUAUUGGGUGCCGGAGUCUUGCGCCUCCAUAACAGGGGAGAAUCUGAGGGAGAUGAAGUACACCGAAGCGGUGGCGCGCGAGGUUGUGAGGAUCAGAGCUCCAGCGACCAUGGUGCCACACAUUGCCGGAGUGGACUUCCCAUUGACGGAAAAUUAUGUAAUACCGAAGGGUACUAUUGUCUUUCCGUCGGUGUUGGACUCUUCUUUUCAGGGGUUUGCUGAAGCGGAGCGGUUCGAUCCGGAUCGGUUCAUGGAGGAGAGGCAGGAAGACCGGGUUUACAAGAGGAACUUUUUAGCUUUUGGAGCUGGGUCCCACCAGUGUGUGGGCCAGAGGUAUGCGAUCAACCAUCUGAAGUUGUUCAUUGCAAUGUUUUCAACGUUGAUUGAUUUCAAAAGGGACAGAUCGGAUGGUUGUGACGAAAUCACUUAUGUCCCUACUAUCGUUCCUAAGGACGAUUGUAGGGUUUUUCUUUCACAACGAUUUCCAUCCCGAUGGUGA
Messenger RNA from Fraxinus pennsylvanica, 1473 nucleotides. The record is from the annotation of a GenBank genome assembly. NCBI's taxonomy places the organism in Eukaryota, Viridiplantae, Streptophyta, Magnoliopsida, Lamiales, Oleaceae.